Messenger RNA from Aureobasidium melanogenum CBS 110374, 490 nucleotides. RefSeq lists its product as uncharacterized. The annotation marks the transcript as partial. NCBI's taxonomy places the organism in Eukaryota, Fungi, Ascomycota, Dothideomycetes, Dothideales, Saccotheciaceae. The transcript has a single exon. The record is from RefSeq and is a predicted model, not a curated record.
AUGACAACCGAGAUUCAGAUCGAAGGAUUGACCCUCAAGCUCAAGACCGACAGUGCCCUGCCGCUGAUCGUCAAAGAUCAGUCCGUUGUAGCUAUCUUCGAGGACCCUACCACAAAGAAGAAAGAUUCACUUGGCCAGGUAUCAGACCGGAAUGGCUGUAGCGACAUACUCAGACUCUCGAUUGGAGUCAACCAAAAAACCAGUAGGCUCUUUAUCACGCUAGCCAUCUGGAUCCGGACUGGACGGGUAAGAAACAAGAACAAAAGUAAAGGUCGUCUCAUGUUUCUUGUGGUACCAGCUGAGUCGCUUGCUCUGGAAACCGCCUUUGAUGACCACGACGCUAUUGUUAAGCAGUUCCCAGGAAUCUCCUUCGAAAGCCCUUCUGACGACAAGUCUCGAAAGCACAAGCUCAUGAGAAUGUCGUUUGUUAUGGAGUCUAUGAGAAGCCAUGUGAUAAUGCCACAGUACAAACGCCAGGCAAACGCGAAAG